This is a messenger RNA of Lathyrus oleraceus (garden pea), 1100 nucleotides long. Its product is annotated as 3-isopropylmalate dehydratase small subunit 1. Lineage: Eukaryota; Viridiplantae; Streptophyta; Magnoliopsida; Fabales; Fabaceae. The record is from RefSeq and is a predicted model, not a curated record. The coding region runs from base 133 to 879 and encodes 248 amino acids. The transcript is spliced from 2 exons. Gene Ontology annotation, molecular function: hydro-lyase activity.
AACUAUCCUCCACACGCAGUCGUUUUAGUGAAGUAUAUAAAUCAAAAUAACCAAAUCAGAAGCGCCGCAAAAAAGGGUGAUCAACUCUAGCAGAGCCAGUCACUCAGUGGGUCUGUGUUUGAACUCAAAACGAUGGCGUUUUUCUCCGCAACUGCAACCGUUCCUCAAAAACUCACCUUCGUUUCCUCUACCAAACUCUCAUCUUCUUCUACGUCGUCGUUUAACUUCCUUUCAUUUCCCUCAUUUCAAUCCAACUUCUGCAAAACCAUAACCGCCUCCCCACAAUUUCCACGCGCCCACGCGCUUCCUUCUUCCGCAGCUACAACCACCGCCGCCUCAUCCUUCCAUGGCAUCUGCUAUGUCGUCGGCGACAACAUCGACACUGAUCAGAUCAUUCCCGCCGAACAUCUCACUCUUGUCCCUUCCAAGCCCGACGAGUACGAGAAGCUAGGUUCCUUCGCCCUAAUCGGACUUCCCGAUGCAUACUCCGUCCGAUUUGUUGAACCCGGUGAGACUAAAACCAAAUACUCCAUUGUCAUCGGCGGUGCUAAUUUUGGUUGCGGAUCCUCCCGUGAGCACGCGCCGGUUGCGUUAGGUGCCUCCGGUGUUGCUGCUGUUGUGGCUGAAUCCUACGCGCGGAUCUUUUUCAGAAACUCGGUGGCUACUGGUGAGGUGUAUCCGUUGGAGUCAGAGACGCGGUUGUGUGAGGAGUGUCACACAGGAGAUGUGGUGACAGUUGAGCUCGAGGAGAAUCGUUUGAUUAAUCACACUACUGGAAAGGAGUAUCAGUUGAAGCCCAUUGGAGAUGCUGGUCCGGUCAUUGAAGCAGGUGGUAUCUUCGCCUAUGCUAGGAAAACCGGCAUGAUUCCUACUCGAUAAGCGUUCAAGAAGGUUAUGUUCUGUUUUCAGUCGAAAGUUUAAGUGAUGUUGGCAUGCAGCAGUAGAUGUUUUGAGAGGCUGACUAGAACUGUUUGCCCGAGUUUUGCUUAUUCUAUUCAGAUACUUGUUAAGCACAGCUUUGAUAAAAAAGUGUAUUGUAAUUUGGCGUCAGAAUUGUAAACUGUUGUUAAAUAUAAAUUGUUAACUAUUAGAACCGUUAA